Hordeum vulgare subsp. vulgare (domesticated barley) is the source of this 2603-nucleotide messenger RNA. Its product is annotated as protein SAR DEFICIENT 1-like. Bases 431 to 2341 code for a protein of 636 amino acids. The record is from RefSeq and is a predicted model, not a curated record. Lineage: Eukaryota; Viridiplantae; Streptophyta; Magnoliopsida; Poales; Poaceae. Gene Ontology annotation, cellular component: nucleus. The transcript has 12 exons. Gene Ontology annotation, biological process: regulation of salicylic acid biosynthetic process. Gene Ontology annotation, molecular function: DNA-binding transcription factor activity; calmodulin binding; sequence-specific DNA binding.
GUUUCCUCGUACGUACGUGUCUUCGGGGCUUCGCCGCGUUCAGCCGUCCACGGACGAGACAAGAGCGAGGCUCCCCGCGCUUUCCCUUUCCGCGCCGCCCGCAGCAACAAGAAGGCGAGUGAAGCGAAGCGAAGUGAAGUGGGGUUGAGUGCUUGACUUCCUCCCAAGUCGUCCCCCAUCGAGCUCUCACUCUCACCUACCAAAUCCGUCGAAACACGCUCGGUGAAGACCGAAACAAUUGUCCUUAAUCCUCCACGCCGUGCUCUACAUCUCAAUGGUCGCCCCAUAAAGCCCAACGGUAGCGUGAGCUGAACGCCGCCAACCCAUUUUCUUCUUCUCCUUCGACCCCUUCCUGUUCCGCCUCCGUCGACGCUGCUAUCGUGCAAGAACUGGUGCCGCAGAGAGAGGGGGGGAGCGAUUCGUCGGUGACAUGGCGCCGCCGAAGAGGCAGCUGGCCCUGACGGGCGCCGGCGCAGGCCGGGAGGAGGCGAAGCGCCUGCGCGUCGGGGUCGCCAACGCCAGCGCCGCCGGCUGGCAGGCGCCGACUUCGCCGGCGUCGCCGGGGACGCGGCUCAUGCGGCGGACCGUGCUCGUCGUGCUCUUUCUACUGCGAAUGAGCGACGCCAUCACGGUGACGGAAAGCAUCUCCCAGAUUGGUCGCAUGGUUCAGAGGAAGAUGGAAGGGUUUCAAAAGUUUCAGGCUCUUAUGAUCCGCAAACUGGAAAAUUUUGAGGAGAAGAUGGAGGCCAAAUUGGAAAAUUUAGAGGAGAAGCUGGAGGGCAAAUUGGGGAAAAUAGAAGAGAAGAUGGAGAGCAUGAGUGAUGAAGUGAAGAAAUUGGCACGUUUGCAUUCCAAUAGGCACGCUGAUGAACACCCAAGACUAGAGCCAUUUCUGGAGAGUACAACUGCGAGUGAACCAAACACCAACAUUCGCCUGCGUUUCCUGGAUGGCCUGAAGACUCCAAUUUACACAGACAAGAUUAUAACAUCUGAGAGCAAUGCGGCUAUCAGGAUUGGCGUCUUUGAUGGUGACAAAAUGAUUAGUGAAGGCCAGCUUUCGAAGGCAAAAGUUGAGAUCCUGGUUCUCCGUGGCGACUUCUGCAGCAACGGUCGGGAGAGCUGGACUGAAGAGGAGUUCAACAGCCACAUAGCGCAAGGCCGAAAUGGGCAAGGGUCCGUGCUAGGGGGCGAUUGCAGUGCGUGGUUGAACAAUGGGAAGGCAUCAUUGGGAAAAAUCCUCUUCCGAGAAGGAUCAUCCAGGACUCCCAAUAGGAAGUUCAUCGUAGGAGGUAGAGUAUGCAUGAACAAGAAGGUCGGUGGUGUUCGAGUCCAGGAAGCUGUCAUGGAGCCGGUCGCUGUGUUGGAUCGUAGGAAUGAAGUAAAUGAGAAGAGGCACCCUCCAAGAUUGGAUGAUGAAGUGUAUCGCCUUGAAGAAAUCUCCAAAAAUGGAACUUACCACGGGAGGCUUAUGAAUGCUCAAAUCUUCAAAGUUGAGGACUUCUUGAAGGCUUUGAAUAAAGGCGCAGACGAGCUCCGUGAAAUGGUCCUCCAGAUCAAGAAGCGCGGCAACGCUUGGGAAAGAAUGGUUAAGCAUGCCAGGGAAUGCUACCUCGCAGACAGGCCCGAGCUCAAAGCAUGUUGUAGUGUAGAAGGGAAUGUGGUGAUCUUCCUCAAUUGCGUGCAUGAUCUUGUUGGAGCAAUUUUUACCGGUGUUUACAUUUCACGGGACAAUUUUGAUCCGGCUAAGAAGGCUCAAGCGUAUGAGUUGAAAGAGCGUGUGCGCGAUCAAUUGGACAACCUUCCGUUUGACUAUGUGAUGAAUGGCAAUCUUCCUGAAAAAGUUCCCUCUAGCACAUAUUCUUCUCUGGAUGCAGUCAUUCUUGGGCCGGAUGCCGCACAUCAACCGAAUGAAAACCAGUUGCAUGAUAGGAUCAACAAUGUCACUGAACCAUCUCACCAGAAUGAGUAUAUUCAUGGUGAUCACAACACAGUUAACACACAUCAUGACCAAGAUGAAAGUAUUCCACCACUUGGUGAGCAGCAACCUACAACUUCCAUGACACAUUUACAGUGGGAUGAUGAAUCGCUAGACUGGCCCUUCGAAGUUCAAACGAACAUCCAUAGCCAGGUGCAAGUUCCCAUAUCCAUGGAUGGCGGCAAUGCCAUGGAGGCAUCAACAUCCGUUCAACACAACGUUCUGCCACAACGAUUUGUUCCUACUCAUGUCCAAGAAAGCAUACCCCGGAUCCAUUACUCUGAGAAUCCAGCUAACCAUGCUGCUGGAUCAUCGACAUGGCAGGAUGAUAUUAUCAUCCCUGAACUGGAUUAUGGAAACUUUUAGCAAGCGAGCACAUUUCGCAAUGCAAUGUACCAUCAUGGUUGUGUGUCACUAUAACUUGGUGUUAUGAUUUUCAGCAACCGGCAUUGUAGACUGUAUAUAUGUUUGGACACAAAAUUGCUUGCCCCCAUUCUUUUCUAUUAGAUGUUUUCAGCAUUGUACAAUGAUGUCCUGUCGGAUGAUCUAAGGGUGUAUUGUAACUUAGGCAAACAUUUUGUUGUUUGUGCUUCCACUGAUGUUUAAUUGAUGUUUAUAUGUUUCAGAA